AUGUCGCCAAUGCAACAUCUCGAAAACGCGAUACCCGGCUCUUGCGGCCGGUGUGCUUCACGCAAGCUGGACUGCGUCUAUCUCCAGCCAGACACGGCGGCAAGCAGCAGCCAAGGGGAUGAUGAAUCACAAACUUUCUCCGAUUCAGCUACCCAAAUGGUCGCCGACAACAGCUUCUUGUCUCCAGCUCCCCUCACAGGAUCUGACAGUCGAGAUGACAUCUCCAGUCCCUCCCAUUCCCAGGUGAUGGGCACCCCUUCAAGCCAGCACUUUCCAACCAGGCAGCACAAUAUCUUACCAGUUGCUGAAGAUUUUCUCAACUUCUCGGACGUCGAGCUCAUUUGUCCAAUCCAGGCAGACGAUAUCCAAAAUCGUUGGCUGAACAAUUACAUUCCGGUGCCUGGACAGCAGGCAAAGAAUUAUUCGCCUAAUACGACUGGCUUCAUAUACCGCAUGCUCAAAUCGUACGCCGGAAUAUCUAUUCGUGGCGGUUGCCCGCCACCUUUCAUUCACCCUUUACAGGUGGCGGAUGGUCAGGACUGCCAUCCAUUAUCGACCUGUCUCACGCUGGUACGGCUCUUUGACAAGCCAGUUCCCGGAAGUGAAAACGUAGCUGCUGAAGUAUUAAAAAGAGAGAUGGCUCGUAUCCUUGAGCUGCACACAACAUAUACCGGUAGCGGCGUCCUGCAGGCUUUCCAGGCAUUUCUAGUCUACACCAUGGUGAUAUUCUUCUCUCUUGGUCAAGAGUCGAAGCCUUUCUGCAGAGAGGCUUUGAUGAACUUGCAGGAGCUCGCAUGCUCGGCUGCUAAGAUAGGCCUCGUUUGCAAAGAGGAGCAGCAACAUAGCCGCCCGCCCUGGGAGGCUUGGAUACUGGCCGAGGCAAAGCGCCGAACGCUCUACACUAUGUAUCUAUUCGAUAGUAUGCUUGCCUCGCAGGAUGGAGCGCCAACCUUUCUCGGCGUUGAGCUGCGUGGGCUGCUCGCGCCGGGAGGCAAGUCCUUAUGGCAGGCUGGGACUCGACGGGAAUGGGUCACGGCGUACAAUUCUUUCCUCGUCCGUUGGAGCGAGGGUGGCCUAAGAUUAGACGAGCUUUGGGCGAUUCCAGCGGAGUUCAACGACUUGGAUAUUGUUGUUCGGCAGCAGAGGGUAGAACAGUGGCUUGAGGAUAUAGACGAAUUCGGCAUAACGAUCUACGCCAUCACAAGUGCUACUCAUGGAACUUGA
This is a messenger RNA of Clonostachys byssicola, 1224 nucleotides long. The record is from the annotation of a GenBank genome assembly. NCBI's taxonomy places the organism in Eukaryota, Fungi, Ascomycota, Sordariomycetes, Hypocreales, Bionectriaceae.